UGCUGAGAAUCAUUUCAACGGCUCAUUUCCUCAAGAAAUAGGUCACCUGAAGUCUCUUAAGGAGCUUGAUAUGUACACCAACAACUUAGAGGGUCCCAUACCUGCAUCUGUAGGCAACUUGACCAAUCUGGCUUGGUUAUCUCUCUCUAGCAGUUCCUUCUCAGGUUCCAUUCCCCCAGAAAUGGGAAAUCUCUCUGGCUUGGUUGAACUUUACCUAGACAACAACCUUUUAACUGGUCCUAUUCCUUCCACCUUCGGAAACUUGAGAAACCUUACCCUAGUUUACUUGUUCAACAAUAAUCUUUCUGGUCCAAUCCCAUCUGAGUUAGGAUACAUGACAUCCCUCACCUAUCUCAGCCUUCAAAUGAACAAUCUCUCUGGUGCCAUCCCAGCAUCAGUAGGUAACCUAAGAAACCUCCAUGAACUCAAGCUCUAUGAAAAUCAACUCUCCGGCUCCAUACCUAAUGAGAUAGGAAACCUGAACUCUCUUGUUGACCUGGAGUUGAGUGAAAAUCAACUCAGUGGCUCACUCCCCUCCAUCUUUCACAAUCUGACCAGCUUGAAUAUUUUACACCUUCGUGCCAACCAACUUUCUGGUUCCAUUCCUCCAGAAAUUGGAAAUCUUAAGUUGUCAAUAUUGGAAGUAGACCACAACCAGUUCACCGGACGGUUGCCACAGAACAUUUGCAAAGGUGGAUCACUGACAGAUUUCACUGCAAAUGAAAACCAAUUAGAAGGCCCAAUCCCUAAAGACUUGAAAAACUGCACCAGCUUAGAGAGAAUCUUCUUAGGAGGAAACCGUCUCACGGGCAAUAUAUCUAGUGAUUUUGGUGUCUACCCCAACCUUUACAUCAUAGAUCUUAGCCAUAAUAAGUUCUAUGGUGAACUGUCGUCUAGUUGGGGAAGGUGCCCAAAAUUAGCCACCCUAAAGAUCUCAGGCAACAAUAUCACUGGUAGGAUCCC
This is a messenger RNA of Rubroshorea leprosula, 963 nucleotides long. Lineage: Eukaryota; Viridiplantae; Streptophyta; Magnoliopsida; Malvales; Dipterocarpaceae. The record is from the annotation of a GenBank genome assembly.